AUGAGAUCAUUUCGUUUAUUGUCAUUUACAAUAUUUAUAUUUCAAUUUAAUUUCAUAAAUUCAUUAUUUAUCCCAUUUCAAUACCCCCCACAAUCUUUAUUUUCUUAUGGUAGUAGUAGUAAUACCGCUUCAAUUCCUAAUUCAUUUGAGGAUUGGUUAAUUUAUCAAGAGGACGUGUGUUUGAGGUCAAUUUUAAACAAUAUAGGAGGUGAUUUCACAACUGAUAAGGAUUUAUUACCAGGGGUUAUAAUUGCUUCACCAUCUAAAGAAAAUCCCAAUUAUUAUUAUCAAUGGACUAGAGAUGCAGCAAUUACUUUAAAUUUAAUAACUGAACAAGUUUAUUUAAAUCCUAAAAAUCAUUCAUUAAUUAAUAUAAUUGAAUCUUAUAUUGAAAAUACUUUAAUUUUACAAAAAAUUCCAAAUAGAUCUGGCUCUGUUGAAGAUUAUGGAAAUUUAGGUGAACCUAAAUUUGAAACCAAUUUAACUAAUUAUAAUGGGAAUUGGGGUAGACCACAACGUGAUGGACCAGCAUUAAGAGCUAUUUCAAUAAUGAAUUAUUUAAAUGUAUUGUAUGAAUAUUCAUUACCAGUUGAAAAACAAUCUACUUUAUAUAAUUCAAGUUUUAUUUAUUAUGAAGCCAUAAAACCUGAUUUAAUUUAUACAAUUAAAUAUUGGCAUGAAAAAGGAUUUGAUUUAUGGGAAGAAAUUUAUGAUUAUCAUUUUUUCACAUCUUUAGUACAACUUAAAAGUUUAUCAUUAGGUUUAAAAUAUGCUAAACUUUUCAAUGAUUCAAUUGAAUUUCAAAAUGAAUUGAGUGAAACUAUUAAUAAUUUAUUAAAUUUUAUAAAUCAUGAUUCUGGUUUUAUAAAUCCAUUUAAACCUUAUAUUGUUUCCGGUCCUUCACUUUAUCAUAUUGGUAAAAGAAAUGGAUUAGAUAUUGCUACGAUUUUAGCAAGUUUAUAUACUCAUGAAGAUAAUGAAACUUCAAUUCCUUUUAAUAUUGAUAAUGGUUAUAUCUUAACUACUUUAAGUUCUUUAAUAUCAGAUAUGAAAUUUAGAUAUCCUAUAAAUUUUCAAGAUAAUUUUUUGGGGGUUGCAUUAGGAAGAUAUCCUGAAGAUAUUUAUGAUGGUUAUCAUCAAACUGAAGGAAAUCCUUGGUUUAUAAGUACUUCAACUGCAAGUGAAUUAAUUUAUAAAUUAAUUAAAGAUUUGAAAACAAAUAAAAAAGAUAUAAUUAUAAAUAAUUCAAAUAUUGAUUUUUUCAAAAUUUUUCUUCCAUUAGAUAAUUCCAAUAAUUCAAAUGAUGAGAAUGAUAAUGAUGAUAAUGAUGAUAAUGAUGAUAAUGAUCAAUUUGAAGAAUUGAUAAUUAAAUAUAAUUCAAAAAGUUAUUUACUUAUGAUUGAUAAAAUGUUUAAUUAUGCUGAUGGUUUUUUGAAAGUUGUUCAUAAACAUAUUGGUUCAAAUGGUGAAUUAAGUGAACAAUUUAAUAAAAUUAAUGGAUAUAUGCAAGGUGCUUCAGAAUUAACUUGGAGUUAUGGUGCUGUUCAUCAAGCAAUUAUAGCAAGAAAAAGAUUACUAUAA
Molecule: messenger RNA, 1581 nt
Organism: Candida tropicalis MYA-3404
Lineage: Eukaryota; Fungi; Ascomycota; Pichiomycetes; Serinales; Debaryomycetaceae
Gene: SGA1
Product: glucan 1,4-alpha-glucosidase
Exons: 1
Coding region: 1-1581 (526 amino acids)
Biological process (GO): polysaccharide metabolic process
Cellular component (GO): fungal-type vacuole
Molecular function (GO): glucan 1,4-alpha-glucosidase activity
Source: RefSeq, a predicted model, not a curated record